UUCACAUUGUUGGUGAAAAAUUUUGAUGUUUGAAGUUUUCAACGAGAGUACAAAGGGCAAAUUUUGUAGAUGGCCAUUUCUCCUCAGUUAUGUUCCAAGUUUGGUUCGCAUUCAGAAAGAUACAGUCAGAGGCAAAAGGAAAAGAAGAACAAGGAGGUCAGAGAUCAAAGGAGAAACAAUGAUCAAAGGAGAAACAAUGAUGAUUUCCGAUCUCCCACGGGAACUGGAAUCGGAAAUACUCUCUAGGGUUCCGGUCACAUUUGUUAAACAGUUGCGAAUUGCUUGCAAAAGAUGGGAUGCUUUUUCUAAAGAUCCGAGCUUUAUCAAGAAGAACUUGGGGAAAGCAGCAACGCAGAUGGUCUUAAAGGUAGAUCGAUCGGUUUAUUCAUUUAGCUUCGAUCUCCGUGGAAUCUCCAGCGAGUACGUGCAAUCUAUCGAGAUUACAGGUAAACUCAAGAGUGUAAAGGAUUCAAAAGACGUCGAGGUAUCAGAAAUCUUUCACUGUGAGGGUUUGUUGUUAUGCAAGACGAAAGAGAAUAGACUCGUGGUUUGGAACCCUUGUACUGGUCAAACCAGAUGGAUCCCAUCCUCCAGAUUAUCUAGACCUAAGUAUUUUCUAGGGUACGAAAAAAGCAACAAGAAACCGUGCGUGAGCUACAAAAUCUUGAGCUGUAGCUAUUAUCGCACCGACCAGAACCUCACAGCUUCUAAGUUUGAGAUUUAUGACUUCAACUAUGAUUCAUGGAGGGUUCUGUUGGAUCAGUUGAUUGGAACGAAAGAGUGUCUUUAAAGGGAAAUACUUACUGGUUAGCUUCAGAUGGU
Messenger RNA from Eutrema salsugineum, 822 nucleotides. Its product is annotated as putative F-box/kelch-repeat protein At3g17540. Gene Ontology annotation, molecular function: protein binding. The record is from RefSeq and is a predicted model, not a curated record. NCBI's taxonomy places the organism in Eukaryota, Viridiplantae, Streptophyta, Magnoliopsida, Brassicales, Brassicaceae. The transcript has 2 exons. Bases 26 to 790 code for a protein of 254 amino acids.